AUGAAAAAAUUUAAUGAUUUGAAACAAUUCGAUCAAACUUUGUUGUUAUACGAUGAAUAUGAGAAAUCUCAUCCAGCACUUAUUUCGAACAAAGUUUUAACACAGGUGUUGAAAGCAUCAACACACUUAUUGGAUAAACAUCGUAGUUUGACAAUUGCAAAGAAGAUUUCUUUAUCAUCAAUGAAUGAUACGUAUCUUUUAGCAUCACUUAUUCAUAUGUUUAUACAAUUUGAUCAGAUUGGUGAAGCAGAACAAGUUUUCCAACAAUCAAGAAUUCGUUCUCAAACAAUGUUUUUAACGAUGAUUAAAGGUUAUCUAAAACAUGAAAUGGUUGAACAGGCUUUUGAUUUAUUUGAGAAAAUCACCAAUCCGAAUGAAAUCCUUCUCAUUCAAAUCUUCAAUACAUGUGCCAAAUUAGAAAACCAAAAGGCUUUGAAUUGUGGAAGAAAAUUCUUCGAACAAAUGCCGAUUGAAUAUGAAAAGCAUCAGUUUUUAAUGAAUUCCGCCUUUAACAUGUUUAUCAAAUGUGGAGAUUCGACUUUUGCAGAGAGAAUUUUCAAGAAAAUUCCAAGAUUCUGCAUUGGUUACGGAAGAUUAAUGAAAAUAUUUAAUCUCGAAAAACAACCGGAGAAAACAAUCGAUUUGUAUGAACAAAUGAAACACGACGAAAUCAAACCGGAUCGAAUUAUUUACCUUCUAUUGAUCAAUGCUUGUGCACAAAUCGGUUUAAAAUCAAUUUGUCAACGAAUUGUUGAUGAAAUACCAAAAGAUCUCCUUUUGGAUCAUCCAAUUCAAACUUCACUAAUUUACAUGUGGGGCAAAUCUGGUUCAAUUCUCAAAGCAGAAGCCUUAUUUGAAAAAUUCUUUCGACCCGAUGCGAUAACUUAUAAUUCAAUGAUAAACGCAUAUGGUUUGAACGGAAUGGUCGAUAAAGCGUUGGAACUUUUCCAUCGAAUGUCCAAAGAUAUCCGUGACAAUUAUACAUUUGUUUGUAUUUUAAAUUCUUGUUCACACACAGGACGUGUAGAUCAAGCUCGAAGAAUUUUCAAUGAAAUUCCAUUAAAAACACAACAAAUUUAUACUGUUAUGGUUGAUUGUCUUUGCCGAGCAUCAUUACUUGAAGAAGCUCAACAAUUAAUUAUUCAAUCAGAAUUGGUGAAUCCUCCAUGGUUACCCAUGUAUAUGGCAUUAUUAUCAAGUGUUCGCCAUCAAAGAGAUGAACGUUUAGCGGAAAAAAUCGUUCAACAAAUGACAAAAAUCUUUCCUAAAGCAGAAAAAGGAUUGAUCUCGGCUUCCGUUCUUUUGUCAAAUGUUUAUGCAAUGACAGGUCAACUGGAGAAAGCUGAGACACUUCGAACGAAUUUAAUUCAAUCAGGAAAGAAAAAAGAAAUCGGUUUAACAUGGACUGAACUCAACGGAAAGAUCUGGAAAUUCCGCGCACAUGAUAAAUCCCAUCCUCAAUCCUCACAGAUUUACGAAGAACUUGAUCGAAUAAGUAAAGAACUUAUUGAAUACGGACAUGAAUUUCAUUCGAAUUCCAUCACUCGAUCGAUAUCUUCUCAUGAAACUAUUCAAUCCGUUCUAUGUGGACACUCCGAAAAACUUGCGAUAGCCUUUCAUUUCAUCCAAUCAACACGUCCAUCUCACAUUCAAAUAACCGAAAACCUGCGCAUCUGUGAAGAUUGUCACGCUGCGACAAAAUUAAUCGCUCGGAUUCGUCAAUGUGAGAUCAUCGUCAGAGAUGCGAGUUGUAUUCAUCAUUUUGAUCUCAAUGGAAAUUGUUCCUGUCAAGAUUAUUUCUGA
Molecule: messenger RNA, 1803 nt
Organism: Adineta ricciae
Lineage: Eukaryota; Metazoa; Rotifera; Eurotatoria; Adinetida; Adinetidae
Source: the annotation of a GenBank genome assembly